Messenger RNA from Symbiodinium sp. CCMP2456, 2667 nucleotides. The record is from the annotation of a GenBank genome assembly. NCBI's taxonomy places the organism in Eukaryota, Dinophyceae, Suessiales, Symbiodiniaceae.
AUGGACCUUGUGCACGCCCACGCAUCCUCCAACACUCUGGACGGAAUCGCCCAGAUGGAUGGCACAGAUCACUGCUACACCCAUGGCGGCCCGAAGGGCCAUCAUUCCGAGUGGGACUCGAAGAUCUUCAACUACCUCAAGUACGAGGUUCUGCGAUUUCUUCUCUCGAACGUGAAGUGGUGGCUCGAGGAGUACCAGUUCGAUGGCUUCCGAUUUGAUGGAAUCACUUCGAUGUUGUACCAGUCUCAUGGCAUCGGCAAGGGCUAUACAGGUGGCUACCACGAGUACUUCGGUCCCGAUGCGGACAUCGACAGCCACAUCUACCUCAUGUUGGCAAACGACCUCAUCCAUCGUAUCGUCCCUUCAGCAGUGACCGUUGGCGAGGACGUGAGCGGUAUGCCGACCUUGUGUUUGCCGGUGGAUUGGGGAGGCUUUGGAUUCGACUAUCGCUUGGCCAUGGCCAUUCCGGAUAUGUUCAUUAAGUACUUGAAAGAGGCGCGAAGCUGCUUGCUGCUUGCUGCUUGCAUUUGUUCCAAGCGGUUGGCUUUUCUUGACUUUCGUUCGCGCCAGUGCACCGACGACGGGUGGAACAUGGGACACAUCGUGCACACUUUGACCAACCGCAGAUACAUGGAGAAGGUCAUCGCCUACGCCGAGUCACAUGAUCAGGCCAUUGUAGGUGACAAGACGCUCGCUUUCUGGCUGAUGGACGCCGAAAUGUACACCGGCAUGAGCGUCUUCACAAGUCCACAACCCUCAAUGUGUGUGGAUCGUGGCCUUGCGCUGCAUAAGAUGAUCCGACUACUGGUCCUCGCUCUCGGCGGCGAGGGAUAUCUCAACUUCAUGGGCAACGAGUUCGGACAUCCGGAGUGGAUCGAUUUCCCUCGUCCUGAGAAUGGCUGGAGUCAUCAUCACUGCAGACGACGUUGGGAUCUCGCCGAAGACGAGCUGCUGAGAUACAAGUUCUUCCAAAGCUUCGAAGAGCUGAUGCAGGCGUGUGAGAACCGGUUCAGUUUCGUCAACGCGCACCACCAGUAUGUUAGCAAGAAGGAUGAGAUGGACAAGGUCAUCAUCUUCGAGCGCGGUGAGCUUGUCUUUGCCUUCAACUUCCACCCUUGCAACAGCUACAAGGACUACCAGAUCGGAACUCACUCGGAUGAACCCAUGCGUUGCGUCCUGGACACGGACGAGGGCAGAUUUGGUGGCCACAUGCGUCUGGAUUAUGGUCAUGGACACCCUUUUCCACCUUUGCAUGGGCUGGAUAAGCGCCCACAUUCCGUCAAGCUGUAUAUGCCCUCCCGCACAGCACAGGUGCUUUGCAGGCAAAGCAGGCUGGAGGGUGGAGUGCAUGUCUACGUUGAAGACAGCUUCCUGGGCCAGUACGACCUGGAGAGCGCAGACGGCCUCAAGCUGUCUCUAGUGAUCCAGAAGGACGGAAAUGAGGAGAUGUUGGAUUUUGACUUUGAGGAUGGGGCCGUUCAUUUGAAAGACAACUUCGACGCAACCUUCGACAUUGUCACGGAAGACAACUGCAUCUUGCCUUGCAAGGCCUCCAAAGAUACCAGGUUCCGAAUAUAUUUCCCUGGUGAGUACACUGUGGCACACCUGGGCUACCUCAGAAAUGGGCGACCUGAGGGUAUGCCUGAACCAGUUCAGGAGGCCCCUGAAGAACCCACACCAGUGCCGGAGCCAGCACCCCAGCCAGCGCCCAAGCCAACACCCCAACCGGCACCCAAACCAGCCGCCCAGCCACCGCCACAGCCGGCGCCACAGCCGGUGCCACAGCCAGCGCCGCAGCCAGUGCCGCAACCAGCGCCACAACCAGCACCGCAACCAGCACCACAGCCGGCGCCCACGAGAGCAACCCCAGAAACACCUUCACCAAAGCCGAUGACGGCUGCUGAAAGACUUGGCGGCUAUUCCGCGAAGCCCAAACCGGCGGCGCAGCCCCCACCGGCGGCGCAGCCCCCACCGGCAGCAAAGCCCACGCCGGCAGUGCAGCCCCCACCGGCGGCGGCAGAACCGCAAGCUGAGCCCCAGGCUUCAGAAGAAGCCGGGGUGGACGUUCGAGACAUGACGCGGUGCUACUCCGGGCUGCACUUCAUGGAUUUGGAGGCUCUGGAUGCUGCACUAGCGGAGACGCACGAACAGGUCUCGGAGCUGGAGCAGUCCAAGAGCAGAUUGGCUGCCUUCCAGGAGCAUUUGGAUGCAUGCGGCGGUGACUUGGCCAAGCUUGCCGAAAGCUAUAAGACUUUCGGUCUCCAGCGAGACGGCUCUGAAUGGACAUACUGCGAAUGGAUGCCCUAUGCAGCUGCAGUUUAUCUGGUUGGGGAUUUCAAUGGCUGGGACACCAGCGCGACGCCGCUGGCACAGGAGGAGUCGCUGCCGGAUAUUUGGAGCUGCAGCCUUCCGACCAUGCCGAUCGGCUCGAAGUACAAGCUCUACGUGGUGCCUGAGGAUGGUGACGCCUACUAUGCCAUGCCGGCCUGGGCCACCCGCUUCACCGGGCCGAACGACAUGAAGCUCCUGGAUGCCAUCGUCCACCCCGUGGAUGGAGCAGGGCCUGGGAGACUCGAAGUCCCCCCGGAGACGCUCCAAGGUGGGUUACGUUUCUACGAGUGCCUGCCGAUGCUCACAUCCAAGGAAAGCACAGCCUCUCCGCUGGUU